This is a messenger RNA of Symphalangus syndactylus (siamang), 6641 nucleotides long. It is a transcript of the gene ADAMTS10, whose product is annotated as ADAM metallopeptidase with thrombospondin type 1 motif 10. The record is from RefSeq and is a predicted model, not a curated record. NCBI's taxonomy places the organism in Eukaryota, Metazoa, Chordata, Mammalia, Primates, Hylobatidae. Gene Ontology annotation, cellular component: extracellular matrix. Gene Ontology annotation, biological process: proteolysis; extracellular matrix organization. Gene Ontology annotation, molecular function: metalloendopeptidase activity.
UGUGGUGCCCUGGAUGGGGGAGGGCGUCCCGCUGUGCGACUCCGGUCGGUGCCUGAGGUCCCCAAGUGCGCGCGCCACUGAUCGCGCCCGGGGUUGCCGUGGGUUUGUUUGCGCUGUGUGUGUGUGUGUGUGUGUGUCCGUCCAAGUAGGGGCAGAGUGGUUGUGCAUUACAUGUGUGUGUCAGUGCCUGGGGAUGAGUCUCUUGUGUGUCUGUUUGGACAGUGUGUGCGCAUAGGGGUUUGCUAUGUGCGCGCAGAUCUGGAGGUGAGUGUGUGUGUGUCUGGGUUUGUGUGUGUGUCCUCAAGCAUGUGUGCGUUUGCCUCUGAGUGUGAUGAGUGUGUAAAUGCCUGUGUGUGUGUGUCUGGUGUGGGGGGGUGUCUAGGUCUGUGGGACUCGUGAGUUUGUCUCUGGUUUGGUGUGAGCAUGCAAAUGAGUGUGUAUGUGUCAGCGUGUAGGCCUGUGUGUCUGUCUCCUUGGAUUGUCUGUGUAUGUAUGUGAGUGUGUGUUUCUGUGUGUGUAGGCCCCGGGUGCGUGUAUUUGUGUGUCCGCGUGUUUCUCUGUCUUGUCCCGUGUGUGCGCGUGUAAAUGAGUGUGUGUUUACACAUGUCUGGAGUGUGUGGUUGUGUGUCUCCAUGUGUUUGUCUCUGGGUGUGUGAGUGUGCACUGAGCCUGUCGGCGUGUGUGUCUGCGGUGGAGGCGUCCUGGCGUCUUUUGUGGGUCUGCAGUGCCCGAGCGCCGGUCUCUGGUUGUGCGGGGUGUGUGUGUCGCUGCCAGUGUGUGUUUGUGUGUCUGGGUGUGGGAGUGGCGCCGCCCACUUCCCCUGAGUUGGUCACUGAGGCCACAGCCGUCUGUCUCAGGGUGUCUCCAGCGGUCGGGCUCAGGGCCUUUAAUUAGCGGCCGGUUGUGGGGGACCAGCUCGGGCGCCGGCCCCCUCCUCCUGCAGGCCCCGGCUGGGCCUUUGUCUGCUCUCAGGCAGGGGCUGCCUCCUGCUGGCCCGGCCAGAUGUGCAGCCGAGAGGAGGCCGGCAGGCUGGGGCCUCUGCCUGGGGAGACUCGGCCUUGGCCUCCACGGGGGACCCUCCGUCGGCCUUGUCCCCUCAGCCUGGCCGGAGAGGUCUGGGUGUGGAGCUUAGCGUCCCUUCAGGAUCCCCGGGAUGGGAUGGGACGGGACCCAGCCUCUGUUUCUAAGCCACUUCCAUUUCCCGGAGGCAUUUCCUCCUCCAGGCCUGGCACCCUCCCCGACGCUGGCCACCUCCCUCCUGCCUUUGGGGAGGAGGGGCUGGAGGAAUGGCCAGGCCUGGGUACACACACACACACACACACACACAGGGUCACACACACAUGCUGUAAUGCACAUGCAGUCACGCACACACACAGGGUCACACACACAAGCCAUAAUGCACAUGCAGUCACACGCUCACAGUCACACACAGGGUCACACACUCACAUACAUGCUGUAAUGUACAUGCAGUCACACACACACACGCCGCAGUGCAGAUCCCUCACUGACAUCCUGUUGGCCACCACCAUCUCUGUCCCUGAGCCUCUCUCAAGCUUCAUCUUCUGCCCCAGACCCACUGCCUUGUUCAUGUCCCCCCACCACCCGGUGCCCUGGGCUGUGUCACACCUCCCCACCACCCUGUGGGCUGGGCCCCAGCUCAGACACCUGUGAGCCUUCUGCAGACCUCCCUCCUCCCCCUACCCCAUACACUGUGCACAGGUGAGUCCCCUUCCCCUGUCCUCACCCCCUAUGCUGGGUCCUUCCACUAUGUCCCAAGCCUUGUCCCUCAUACCCCUCCUGAGCCCAAAGCACAGAAGGGGGUGUGAGGGUUUUGGGAGGAGCGCCUCACUUCAGAGGACAGUGAUGAGGACUGAGGGUCUUAGGGGGACCGGGACAGACCCAAAGACACUCUAGACAAGAGCAGAGAGAGCCCCUGAAGGACGAGGACAGGGCACCAGGCCUGGCAGUGCAAGAACAGGAGAGGAGGGAGGGAGCCAAUGGGAGAAAGGGGUGAGGUCCCUGCUUCACUUGCAAUGAGAAUGUUGCCACCUUUCGGGGGUGGCUCAGGGCAGGAGCAGGGGUCAGAGGUGCCCAACCAGGAAGGGCCUUGAUCUGGGAGCUGGUUGACACUUCCAAAGGAAUAGGGGAGAAGAAGCAAGAAGAGAGGGAGAGGGAGAGGAGGUAGGUUUUUGUUGGAGGGGGUUCAUUAGGAACAGAAGAAAGAAGAAGUCUAAGAGGAAGUUCUCCAGGGGCAGAGAGAGGGUCAGAAUUUCCUCAGCGAUCCCUCAACUACAGACCCAGCUCAGUGCUGAAGACCAGCCCGGCUCCUCUUCUUUGACCCCUCCCUGCCCAGGCUCCAAAGAAGAAGAAACCAAGGCCCAGAGAGGCCCAGGUGCAGGGAGCAGGCGAGGGAAGGAUCCAUACAGGGGCCCAACACCACUCCACCAACUGAAGCCCCCAAAAGGAGCCCGGUGAUGCUGCGCAGGCUGUGAACAGGGGAGGCGGCACUGUGGGGGCUGCCGGCAGCCGGGGCUGGGGAGAGACAUGUGGACACGUGGCCUCUAUGGCUCCCGCCUGCCAGAUCCUCCGCUGGGCCCUCGCCCUGGGGCUGGGCCUCAUGUUCGAGGUCACGCACGCCUUCCGGUCUCAAGAUGAGUUCCUGUCCAGUCUGGAGAGCUAUGAGAUCGCCUUCCCCACCCGCGUGGACCACAACGGGGCACUGCUGGCCUUCUCGCCACCUCCUCCCCGGAGGCAGCGCCGGGGCACGGGGGCCACAGCCGAGUCCCGCCUCUUCUACAAAGUGGCCGCGCCCAGCACCCACUUCCUGCUGAACCUGACCCGCAGCUCCCGUCUACUGGCAGGGCACGUCUCCGUGGAGUACUGGACACGGGAGGGCCUGGCCUGGCAGAGGGCUGCCCGGCCCCACUGCCUCUACGCUGGUCACCUGCAGGGCCAGGCCAGCAGCUCCCAUGUGGCCAUCAGCACCUGUGGAGGCCUGCACGGCCUGAUUGUGGCAGACGACGAAGAGUACCUGAUUGAGCCCCUGCACGGUGGGCCCAAGGGUUCUCCGGGCCCGGAGGAGAGUGGACCACAUGUGGUGUACAAGCGUUCCUCUCUGCGUCACCCCCACCUGGACACAGCCUGUGGAGUGAGAGAUGAGAAACCGUGGAAAGGGCGGCCAUGGUGGCUGCGGACCUUGAAGCCACCGCCUGCCAGGCCCCUGGGGAAUGAAACAGAGCGUGGCCAGCCAGGCCUGAAGCGAUCGGUCAGCCGAGAGCGCUACGUGGAGACCCUGGUGGUGGCUGACAAGAUGAUGGUGGCCUAUCACGGGCGCCGGGAUGUGGAGCAGUACGUGCUGGCCAUUAUGAACAUUGUUGCCAAACUUUUCCAGGACUCGAGUCUGGGAAGCACCAUUAACAUCCUCGUAACUCGCCUCAUCCUGCUCACGGAGGACCAGCCCACUCUGGAGAUCACCCACCACGCCGGCAAGUCCCUGGACAGCUUCUGUAAGUGGCAGAAAUCCAUCGUGAACCACAGCGGCCAUGGCAAUGCCAUUCCAGAGAACGGUGUGGCUAACCAUGACACAGCAGUGCUCAUCACACGCUAUGACAUCUGCAUCUACAAGAACAAACCCUGCGGCACACUAGGCCUGGCCCCAGUGGGCGGAAUGUGUGAGCGCGAGAGAAGCUGCAGCGUCAAUGAGGACAUUGGCCUGGCCACAGCGUUCACCAUUGCCCAUGAGAUCGGGCACACAUUCGGCAUGAACCAUGACGGCGUGGGAAACAGCUGUGGGGCCCGUGGUCAGGACCCAGCCAAGCUCAUGGCUGCCCACAUUACCAUGAAGACUAACCCAUUCGUGUGGUCAUCCUGCAGCCGUGACUACAUCACCAGCUUUCUAGACUCGGGCCUGGGGCUCUGCCUGAACAACCGGCCCCCCAGACAGGACUUUGUGUACCCAACAGUGGCGCCGGGCCAAGCCUACGAUGCAGAUGAGCAAUGCCGCUUUCAGCAUGGAGUCAAAUCGCGUCAGUGUAAAUACGGGGAGGUCUGCAGCGAGCUGUGGUGUCUGAGCAAGAGCAACCGGUGCAUCACCAACAGCAUCCCGGCCGCCGAGGGCACGCUGUGCCAGACGCACACCAUCGACAAGGGGUGGUGCUACAAGCGGGUCUGUGUCCCCUUUGGGUCCCGCCCAGAGGGCGUGGACGGAGCCUGGGGGCCUUGGACUCCGUGGGGCGACUGCAGCCGGACCUGUGGCGGCGGCGUGUCCUCUUCUAGCCGUCACUGCGACAGCCCCAGGCCAACCAUUGGGGGCAAGUACUGUCUGGGUGAGAGAAGGCGACACCGCUCCUGCAACACGGAUGACUGUCCCCCUGGCUCCCAGGACUUCAGAGAAGUGCAGUGUUCUGAAUUUGACAGCAUCCCUUUCCGUGGGAAAUUCUACACGUGGAAAACGUACCGGGGAGGGGGCGUGAAGGCCUGCUCGCUCACGUGCCUAGCAGAAGGCUUCAACUUCUACACGGAGAGGGCGGCAGCCGUGGUGGACGGGACACCCUGCCGUCCAGACACAGUGGACAUUUGCGUCAGUGGCGAAUGCAAGCACGUGGGCUGCGACCGAGUCCUGGGCUCCGACCUGCGGGAGGACAAGUGCCGAGUGUGUGGUGGUGACGGCAGCACCUGCGAGACCAUCGAGGGCGUCUUCAGCCCAGCCUCACCUGGGGCAGGGUACGAGGAUGUCGUCUGGAUUCCCAAAGGCUCUGUCCACAUCUUCAUCCAGGAUCUGAACCUCUCUCUCAGUCACUUGGCCCUGAAGGGAGACCAGGAGUCCCUGCUGCUGGAGGGACUGCCCGGGACCCCGCAGCCCCACCGCCUGCCCCUGGCUGGGACCAACUUUCAGCUGCGACAGGGGCCAGACCAGGUCCAGAGCCUCGAAGCCCUGGGACCGAUUAAUGCAUCUCUUAUCGUCAUGGUGCUGGCCCGGACCGAGCUGCCCGCCCUCCGCUACCGCUUCAAUGCCCCCAUCGCCCGUGACUCGCUGCCCCCCUACUCCUGGCACUAUGCGCCCUGGACCAAGUGCUCGGCCCAGUGUGCAGGCGGUAGCCAGGUGCAGGCGGUGGAGUGCCGCAACCAGUUGGACAGCUCCGCGGUCGCCCCCCACUACUGCAGUGCCCACAGCAAGCUGCCCAAAAGGCAGCGCGCCUGCAACACGGAGCCUUGUCCGCCAGACUGGGUUGUAGGUAACUGGUCGCUGUGCAGCCGCAGCUGCGAUGCAGGCGUGCGCAGCCGCUCGGUCGUGUGCCAGCGCCGCGUCUCUGCCGCGGAGGAGAAGGCGCUGGACGACAGCGCAUGCCCGCAGCCGCGCCCACCUGUGCUGGAGGCCUGCCACGGCCCCACUUGCCCUCCUGAGUGGGCGGCCCUCGACUGGUCUGAGUGCACCCCCAGCUGCGGGCCGGGCCUCCGCCACCGCGUGGUCCUUUGCAAGAGCGCAGACCACCGCGCCACGCUGCCCCCGGCGCACUGCUCACCCGCCGCCAAGCCGCCGGCCACCAUGCGCUGCAACUUGCGCCGCUGUCCCCCGGCCCGCUGGGUGGCUGGCGAGUGGGGUGAGUGCUCUGCACAGUGCGGCGUCGGGCAGCGGCAGCGCUCCGUGCGCUGCACCAGCCACACGGGCCAGUCGUCGCACGAGUGCACGGAGGCCCUGCGGCCGCCCACCACGCAGCAGUGUGAGGCCAAGUGCGACAGCCCAACCCCCGGGGACGGCCCUGAAGGGUCUCGCUCUGUCGCCCAGGCUAGAGUGCAGUGGUGCCACCAUAGCUCACUGCAGCCUCCACCUCCUGGGCUCAAGCAAUCCUCCAGCCUCAGCCUCUUGAGUAGCUGGGACUACAGAGUGCAAGGAUGUGAACAAGGUCGCCUACUGCCCCCUGGUGCUCAAAUUUCAGUUCUGCAGCCGAGCCUACUUCCGCCAGAUGUGCUGCAAAACCUGCCAGGGCCACUAGGGGGCGCGCGGCACCCGGAGCCACAGCUGGCGGGGUCUCCGCCGCCAGCCCUGCAGCGGGCCGGCCAGAGGGGGCCCCAGGGGGGCGGGAACUGGGAGGGAAGGGUGAGACGGAGCCGGAAGUUAUUUAUUGGGAAUCCCUGCAGGGCCCUGGCUGGGGGAUGGAGAGGGGCUGGCUGUCCCCCUAGGGCCCCUCUUCAGCAUCCCCCCCUUCCAGUUCACAUAGUGAGACCCCCUCCAGGGUGGGUCUGGGAGGGGACAGCUGUUCACCCCAGCAUCCUUUGCACCCACCCUUAGGGAGUCCUCAACACUCCCCCCCUCCUUUGAUCGGAAUACGUACUGUGAAGAGUAGGGGUGGGGAGGGGGUCUGCCGGUGCCCUGCCCCCCAGCACUGCCCUACCCCUCCACUCCGAGCUGGGGGGGAGUCUGUGUCUGCUAUGGGAGAGGGGGGUAGCACCACCUCCCUGACACCCUCCCCUGACCUGACCAGGGGGAGGAUCCACCCCAACCUCUGCCCUGCCUGCCCCAGGGGCACCCCGACAUCCAGGCCACCCCCUCAUGGUGCUACAGACCCUGCCCUGGGGCCCACACACUCCUGCCAGGAAGCCCCUACAUCAGUAAAGUUCUGUCUUGUGUAGAUUUCUACGAA